UUAAGAAAGCAACCAAGAAUAUAUCUCAAAGUUAUUCCAUAAAAGCACUUUAAACUGUGUGCUCUUACGUCAUUUUUGACCUUGUUGUAAUUUAAACAAUACCAUUUCUGAUCAUUAAAGCAUUAAUACAUCACGUACUUAAACUUCAGAGCAUUUCCUAAUAACAAUACUGCACUUGUAAUUAAAAUGUAUCUGUAGCUGUUGCUUCAGUGUGAGAGUGUAGUGUUCUCCUCGUGAGUAUGUCCAUGUGUGUUUCUGCUCAUAUAAAUUUAGCAUCAUGCACCGGCAUAAUAGAUUUAAAUCUGCAAUUGCAUUUGAUUUGCAGAACAAGUAUUUGGACACACCGCAAUGAGGAAAUCAUGAAUGCGAUGAUGAUGCUUUCAACUGCUUAAAUCAUACAUUUCCCCUCCAUUAUCAGGUCCCUCUGCAGUGAUGCUUGCAUCUCGCGUGGUGUUCAACAUGCUCAGACUCUUUUGAUCUUUGCCAAAUAGCUGUAAAGGGGAUAUGCAAAGUGUAUUCAGCAAGCACGUUAUGUUAAAAUAUGAAACCACUUUGGGCAUCGUGACGUCCUUCUUCACUUCACAUUUCUCCAUAAACAUUGAAGCACAUGUUAAGUGAUGAAGGUUUUUAAGAGGUCUUGAAGGAGCACUUAUAUCAGCUUAAUUAGCAUCUGAAUGUAUAUUAAUUAAUAUUUAAUGUCUUGGAGGUUCCAGUAACACACAAACACUCUGACAUGACCAUGACACAUCCAGAGUAUUGUGGUCUCACAUAGGUCACAACAGUUAUUAAACUAAAGUUUCAAGCCCUUUGACGUGGUAACAACUUUCAUCAGGUAGCCUAAUAUCAAGGCUCUGGACUCUGACCUGCACACCUGAGCCGAACCAACCUGUCACAGUGUUGGCUCGACCUUCUGGACACCUGUCAAUCAAAAGACCUUCUAUGACGUCACUCUUGACGUGACAUUUGUGCUGCGUUCAUCCGAGGAGCAGAUGUGGCAGUGACACAUUACACACAAACAUACACACACACACACACUCACACACACACACAACACACACACACACACAGAAAAUAGCGAGAGACAUCGAGGGAAGAGGUAAAGACAGGUACACACUGAGACUAGAUAGAGUGGCUCUUAUAGCAGCGGGAGAUUAAUUAGAGAGACAGAAGAACAAAUGAGAAAACGACAAAGGACAUAAUUUCUUGUUAUUUCCUCAUUGAGCAGUUGUCAGCACUGUAUUUACUCUGAACUGAGAGUGGAGGAGAGAGAACUUGUGUUCUUUGAGAUGCUAUAUAGUUCAGUAAUUGCUUGUGAAGGCUGUCAAUUAAUGUCAAAGCCAAAACAAAGGAAAACAGUUUGGGGACUUGCUUCUUUGAAGUGAUGAUAGCUAAUGGCUCAGAGAAGUGGGUAGCAAAAAGUAUACUUCUUGGAUGGGAGACCAGUUCUUUAAAAGCAAGCCAACUAUUGUUGUAAUUUAUGCAAACAACAUUGAAUCAGUAAUAAAAGCUAAAAUAUGUUUAUUUCUAAUUUAUUUUACGAUGCAACACAGCUCAACUCAAGAUAAAAUAUGUGGUAAUCUGGUUGUUUCAAUUGAUUUAAUUAAAUACAAAAAUCCCUUGAAUAUGAACGUAAUAUAAGGACCUCUUUUUACUCAAAUCACCUUCAGUUUGAAGCUACAGCCCACAAAGCCAAACAGGGGGCUGCUGAUGCUCUAUCUAAGUAAUAGUAGUGCUUGCUUACCAGAAGUAACACAUUGUCACCGUACCACAAUAGCGUAGGAAAUAGCAGCAAUUUAGAUGUCAGACGUCUGUGUGAAAGAGUAAUAGCCAAGAAAGAACCAAAGCUGUUUGAGAUUUUGCCUUUUUUUCACUUGUCUUCCAGUCCGUUUUCAUGCAACUGCCUCAGAGAGAACCAUACAGGCUUGUCAGUAUUUGCUUUUAUAGUUGUACACACUGUAAAUUCGAAGAGUGUGACUCACAUCGGCAGAAGAUUACAGCCGGCCUUUUCAUCUUAACAAAUCUUGGAAGAUAACUUAUUGUCCAAACCAGGAGGCUGAUGGGAGGAGUGGGAAAAAGAUUUGCAUUUAAACAGCUCGCUCUCUAAAGGAGUUGUUCUCCACAGAAAUUAUUUCGUCAAACCGAGAAAUUGUCUUACACAGCAUUUACCAAAAGGUGGUAGAUUUAGAGCGGCAAGAUAUCCCCGUUACAUUAAUUGUAUAGGUAUUUUGAUUAUUAAAAUUAGCGUAAACAACCAGGACUGUAUUGGAGAUGAGAGGAAGCUUUUAUUUUAUGAGCAUUGAUAGUAGGUGAUGUUGAUCAAAUUAGAAGACCACAUUUCUUCUGAACCCCAUUCGCUCUGUCACAUUUGUCUCCACCGGAAGAACGACAUCCUAUUCCUCUUUGUGCUACACAGAAAUCCAGCAGAUUUCUCCUUAAUUCUGAUGUGGUUGUCAGAGCCCUUUUAAUUAUAGAACAUGCUUUACAUCUUUAAUGAAUAUAAUACAGGCUGAGACUGAUACCAUCCCAAGCAUGGACUAAUCCACUGUAUGUGUAGUAGAUUAACACUGCACAUUUCGGGAAAGCAUCUUCCAACUGCAUGGUCUUAAGUUGAUUUUAUUGAUUGUUACAUUUUGACUCACUCUCAAGACAUACAAUAAAGACCCGCCUUGAGCCACCCAGGACUCAUGGUGUAAAAAGCAAUGAAGAGGGUCAAGUCAGUGUUAUGUUCACAAUCAUUUCACCAAUAUUCCACAAUGCACGUGAUGAUUCACUGAUUCACAUUUCAACAUUUUAUUCAAUCUGGAUAGGAUUUAUUUUAUUUAUUUUUUUAAGUUAUUUUAUCUUCGAAACUUCUCUUUCUGUCUGUCUAAAAACUGUUUGGCUAAUGGUGGAAACGAUGCGCGCUGUUCAAAAAGCUUGAAUCCAUCCGUAAAGAUGUGGAUUUGUCUGUGUCUGUUUCCUCAUCCACUCUGUGACGAGCAUAUUUCUUUUGGGAUUCAUCCAUUGUUUGUUCUUUCACAUUUUGCUCCACCUUUCAUAAACAAGGUUUUGAAAGGAAAUGUUCACUCUAUAAUUUUUCGCCAUGCUCGUGCUGGGACUCUUGGGAUGAAAACAUACGGUCUUCCGCUUUAACAUUUAUACUGGAUGGAUCGGAAUACAUUCACGUUCCCUUCAGGAUAAAUUGUAUGCAUUGUACUAUGAUGAUUACUUGUGUUUUUUUUAGAUACUGAGGUAAAGGACCAAUUACUUGCAAAAUGCAUGCUAAACUAAGAUGGUGCACAUGGUAACAUAAUAGUCUUCCCAAUUAGACACAUUAGGCAGUCGUUUUGAGCAUGUUACCAAGGAAGCAUUAGCAUUUCGCUCAAUACACCACUUGCCUGAGGACAGCCUCACAAAGCUGCAAGACUGAAGACUCCCAUGACUUGUUCUCAGCUAUAACCCAUCAUGGCCUCUUCUAUUUUAGCCUCUCCGCUUCAAGAAUCAAUCUUAAACUGUCACCUGUGUCUUAAACCUUGGAGCUCAUACAUAUAUUACUGAGUUCAAAGUCACUUUACUCUGACACUGGUGUUUAAGCAAACAUGAACUGACCUCUCAACUUAGUCGACGUGCUUCAUGCAUCUGCUUCAUUCACAUGACAGGCACUCGUAGCCGCAAGCUGUUUGCUUUAAAAGGUGUUAUACCUAUUGAAGUGAGCCACUGAGUGUGUGCGUGUGUGUGUGUGUGUCUCCUGAAGAGGACUAGAAGUUCUAAUUCCUGCCUGCGAUCAACAUGAUUCCAUGUUCUCUCACUUGUGUCUCAUUCCUCAUCUCCCCCUUAACAUCCUGUGUUAUACAAAAAGCCCUUAACGCAUCCUCUGCGCUACUUAAAAAGCAGCAAUGCUGAAGAAUGCUGAUUUUUGAUAGAUUAUAUGGCUGCGAGUCGAUAUACAAAAGGAUUAUGAAUAGCAUGUAAAUGAAGCACUGGGUGACACGGAUUCAUUUGAAGUGCUAUUUGGCUUUUUCUUAUUAAGUGGUUUUCUAGGAGAUUGGGCUCUUCACUGGCGUGUCUUGAUAUUCAUGUUAGGCCUUUUGUUCACGUUUGAGUGUCCCAGUCUCUCUUUUCUGAUGGAAUGAGCUGCGAUAUACAAAAUUAGUGGACCGAUUCAGUCGAACAGCGAGUCAAAAAAGGGCCUCAUGUACAUGUGAGUCUGUUUGAGAUCUUUUUAUUCCAGAUCACCCGAGGCGUUCUUUUUGGAGUUUCUUUUGGUAAGGAGGAUUCAUUUGAAGUUCGCCCACAGUAUCACAUCACUGGCAUUCUUUUGUGACCUCAGGUGGGAUUAUUGAUCUCAUUAUAUGCAGAAGAACCGCUACUUGAUUGUGAAAUGAUUUAUCACCGUCUUCCUCACAGGGACAACUCAUAUAAACACCAAAACAUCACUCAGCAUGUGUGUAUCAAUCUGUUUCGCAGUGUCAGUUAUUAUGAGGGUGUUGCAAAUGUGUGUUGUUUCUGUUUAUGUACACACACAUACACACCAGCAUGUGAGAAUAGAAUCUUACAUGACUUGUUAGAGUUACAUUAACAACACAGUGAAUUAGUUUAGCAAAGUGCUUAACAGUGACUUUGUUGUGAAUUUACCAGACUUUCUGUAUUGUUUACUACAAUAUAUGCAACGUUCUAAGGACAUUAGUCGCAUUGGGUUGAAUCCUAAAAUUAUAUUAUAGCAGCUUGAUUGGCCACAUUCUUUAAAAAACGAAUUAAUCCCUAAUCCCUUUCGAUUUGUAGGAAAAAGGCUUAUUAACUGGUUCUAAUUUUAGUUUGCAAUAUUCUACGUCUUUUAAAAUUUGUGUAAACAGUUUAGUUUUUUUUUUUUUUAAAUCCCAUUGAUGACAGCAUCACUGGUGACGUUCACGUGAAGAAAGGAGACUUGCGCUAAACGGAGUGCAGCUCUGACGCAUAUUUCUGCAGCGUGUCUGGCGCACAGGUAUAAAACCCAGCGCGCAACAAGCGCCCAGAAGAACAGGAGAGAGACCUCAGGACAAACGCAACUCUCCCUCUAAUCCUCUAGGAAAUGUAAGUACCUUGAUAUUUCAUUUACAAAAACCUUGACUAUAUUAUUGACAGGAAACUUUAUCAAAGUCUCUAGACAUGCCUCUAUAGUUGCAGCUUCAACAGUCUUUACAUGUUUGUUUGUUUUCACUACCAAUUAGACUUUUUUUUCCUCAACAACAAACAUGAUCACAAUGAAUAAUUCAUCUAGAAACCGAACAGGCGAUGUAAAGCACAGCGGAACAAGUCUCCAGAGAUGUGGCAUGGACUAACAGAUGUGACUUGUUUCCACGCCACCAGAUGCACCCUAACGUGAUGAGCUGGCUGGGGACUCUGGGGUUCCUGCUGUGGGCGCUGCUCUGCCUGGGCGCCCUGACGGAGGGAUACCCGGUGAAACCGGAGAACCCUGGGGAUGACGCCCCGGCGGAGGAUCUGGCCAAGUACUACUCAGCCCUGAGGCACUACAUCAACCUCAUCACGAGACAGAGGUAUGGAAAGAGGUCCAGUCCUGAGAUUCUGGACACGCUGGUCUCAGAGCUGCUGUUGAAGGAAAGCACAGACACGCUCCCACAGUCAAGAUACGACGCGUCAUUGUGGUGAUGUUGUCAACAGGCUUGCCUCCACCUUCACUGCUGCCCCGCUGCCGCUGAUUUUCUGACCUCUAUGACCACCCUGCCUCGGCCCCGUUUACCUUCACGAGCCGUAUAUUCAAUCCCAUCUCCUUGCCCAUCGGCGGCAGUCACAACUGCUUAUACUUUUGUAAAUAGUUUAUUCAGAGUUACCAUCUGUGAAUUAUGAACGUCAAGUGGGGGAUGGAAUGUUUAUUGUGUUGUAUA
Messenger RNA from Cyclopterus lumpus (lumpfish), 5861 nucleotides. RefSeq names its product neuropeptide Y (gene npy). NCBI's taxonomy places the organism in Eukaryota, Metazoa, Chordata, Actinopteri, Perciformes, Cyclopteridae. Gene Ontology annotation, biological process: neuropeptide signaling pathway; feeding behavior. Gene Ontology annotation, cellular component: extracellular region. Gene Ontology annotation, molecular function: neuropeptide Y receptor binding; neuropeptide hormone activity. The record is from RefSeq and is a predicted model, not a curated record. Bases 5326 to 5625 code for a protein of 99 amino acids. The transcript is spliced from 3 exons.